GCAAUCAAGUAAUCACCGCUCGUACCAAUUAGCGUAUUAAGUAAAUUGCAUUGAAGUAGAUGGUCAGCAAUUUUGGUAGUGAAGGAAUUUAUGAAAAUAUUGCGGUUUUCAUUGCUUAAAAGUGCGAUAAUACACAAUUAGUGGUGAUUAACCCAAUUCUAUAAAUAUAUCUGCAAGUGUACACUCCUUAAAAUAAAUUAUACCUAUUUUCGCAGUAAUAACUGGAUUCGGCGAAAUUUUCCCAAAAUUUUUAUCUAUUACGCUGUGAUGUAAUCGCGUGUGACUUGGUUCGACCCACAUUUAUUAUACGCAUAGCAAAUGAAUUUUUGAGUGUUCCUUUCUUUGAUUGCAAUUAUGUUUUUGUGUUUUGAAAGCGGCAAAAUAGUUUGUAAAAAGUGUAAAUAAAUAAACUACCUUAACCUCAUUUGGACAUAACCUCGUUAAUUGUUUGGAAAUGAAAUUUUAGUUCGAUUAAAAUUUAGUUGGAAUUUUGUUAGUGGUUGUCGGCUAGUUAGCCGAUGGUAAGCAGUUCGAUUUUGAUUAUUAGCAGCCAUUGUCGAUAAUAUAGUGCGAAUGAAAAAAAAAAAAACGAAAAAUCAGAAAGAGACAACUUGUGACAUCUGCAAUCACUUGGACUGGAAAAAUGUGUAGUGCUGUCGGACUUUGGUCAAAAAAUAAUGAAUAAUUUUUUAAAAUUUUUAUUUAUUAAUGUAUUUUUGAUUAGAUUCUAUAAGCGAAUUCUAAUUACUUUAUUUUGACUCAAAAAUUGACUCACGCAUGUAGUGACGAAAGUUUUUCGGCAAAUUGAAAACGAAUUUUACCGAUUAAUUUGAAGCUAAUUGGCAUUAUUGUCAUUGUCUCGUGGUAUAUUUUUUGAGCUUAGUGGGGGUUUCAAUAAUCUUCACCAAACAAUUUGCGAUUUUAAAUGCAAACAUUUUAAUUAUUACAGAUUUAAAAAAAGUCAAAGUGAUUUGUGUAGUGUGAUGGAUAGGCAAACAUUUCAAAUACAAUGGAUACAAGGAAAUAGGGAUGAUUUAAAAACAGCUGGAGGACGAUUGAUUGUUAAACCACAAGUCUCUCCGGAAGACGAAUUAUUGGCCCACAAUUUAGUUAGCACAACUGAUGAAGCCGCCGCGUAUCAUUUGGUUUCUGGCGCUGGAGACGAUAGCAAUGUACCAACUGAAGUAGAUAUCGAUCAAAUAGCCGCUGAAAAUUUAAUAUUUAUGUCGCGAGAGUGUCAAAUGGUCACUGAGAUUAUUGAUGCCACAACGGACGAGAGUGGUACUGUCGUGGUGUCCGCCUCUGAUGGCAUAGACUGUACAGAGGCAUUGCAGCAAGCUGCUGCUGCUGUUAUGGCGAAUCAGCUGGCUGAGGAGCAAGAGGAUGCAGGUGGGGGAUUUAUAGACAGUUUUGUCGACAAUACACCACAAAUGGUAACAGAGGAAGUUAUAACCGACGACUGGGUACAGCAUCAAGGGGAAGAACGGGUAGAAAUACCAGCGGAUCAGAUAAUUUGUUCGGGUUCACAAGUGUUACUUGAUAUGGAGGUCCCAUUACCAACUGUUCAAGAUGAAUACACAGCAUUACGUCCUUAUCCUUGUGAUUUCUGCAGCCGACGUUUUCGUAAAAAGACAAGUUUAAUGAAUCACAUUGUAGCACAUCAAAACGACAGACCACAUUUGUGCAAACUGUGCGGUUCACGUUUCUUCCGACGCUCGGAUUUAAUAAAUCAUUUGAAAGCACAUGCUGAUGCACCAGAUCCCGAAUUGGAUUCCGAAUUUAUGAAUUUCGUUGCGCAAGAACAGCAACAGCUACAGGCGAAACAACCAAAUGACCACUACUAUGAACAGGAUUGGACAACACAAAUAAAUUCUUUGCCACGUAGCGAAAGAUCUAGUCGCAAACCGCAUAAUGCCAGCGGUAAUAGUUCAUCUACCUCAACGUCGACGACAGUAGGUCGUGGUCGUAUUAGCCGUAUAAAGCCAAAAGAAGAACGUUAUAUACUGGAUGAGCCAAUGCGGAAUGAAAUAAACGAGUCGGCGAAUAUUGACAAUCCGUCAAAAGCUUAUGAAGACUGCCAGCAACUACAAGCUUCCACAGCUGUUGUUAAAUUUACACAAAAUCAAUCCCCAGCCCAUGAACAAAAUUUUCCCAUUAUCGAUGAAAGUAAACCGUUUGUUUGUCAGCAAUGCGGACUGGCAUUCGCACGCGAAAAAGCAUUGCUGGCGCAUACAAAGAAUCAUCGUGAUGAUCAGCCGCAUGAAUGCAGUCACUGCAAUGAGAUGUUCUGGGAUGCUAACGGUUUACAAGAACAUCUGAAGACACACCAGUUCGAAGAGAGUAACUCAGAGUACGAUCCGGAAGAAGCAGAAGCUGAGGAAACUCAAAGUGAAUCCGAAUCGGAACGCUUGUAUGGGGAGUUCUACUGUAGCGAAUGUGGCAUGUCUUUUCAUCGUGAAGAGCUAUUACGUAGACAUUCUAAAAUUCAUGCAAAAACUGUGGGCGAAUGUGAUGUAGAAAAAGACAAGGACCGGCAUUGUUGCAACACUUGUGGUGAAACAUUCGCUGAGGCAUUAGAUUUGUUAGCGCAUGCUGAAAUACACGCCCGUUAUCCGCCAUUUAAAUGUGUUCUGUGUGGUGAAACCUUCUUCGAGGAGCUUACUAUUAAACGUCAUCUGCAGUCUCUGCACCCCAACGAUAUGACACCCAAUUCGUGCAUACUUUGUGGUAAGGAAUGUCGCGACCGCAAAGCACUGAUAAAGCAUGCCUGGGAUCAUUCUCGUGAAAAAUGUCACUCAUGUUCGAAAUGUGGCAAAAACUUUCACAACAAAGCGCGCCUAAAACGCCACAUGGCCUCCCAUCGAGAUAAGUCAGUUAUCUGCGAUGUCUGUCAAGAGGAAUUUCCUGAUGGUCGCACGCUUUCUAAUCAUCGACACUCGCACACCAAUGCUUCGGGCAAAAUGUUUCCGUGCCAUGAGUGUGGCAAAACUUUUGGUUCACGCAGUUCACAACAAAUACACGUCCGGAUACACACCGGCGAACGGCCGUAUGGGUGUCGUUUCUGUUGGAAGGCAUUUGCCGAUGGUGGCACACUGCGCAAGCACGAACGUAUACAUACGGGCGAAAAGCCUUACGCUUGCUCGGUAUGUGCGCGUGCAUUCAAUCAGCGUGUUGUGUUGCGCGAGCAUAUACGAUCUCAUCACUCGGGCUUGGAUGUGAAGCGUAACACUUUCUUUUGUACUGUUUGCUCAAUGGAUAUGCCAUCAUCACCCGACCUAGUGCAACAUUUGAUACAACAUAGUGAUAUGAACACUGCCAUGCAGAGACAACCAGUGACUGGUCCACGUAAGUAUAAACGACGAAGAAAGCUAAAACCACAUGAAAUUGCGCGUCUACGUCGCGAAAGUCAACAGAACGGUAAUGGCAGCGACAUUGAGAUAUCAGACUUCGAUAUGGACAAUGUAGAUGAUCUCCUGGGCAUAACAGAUCCAAAUGAAGCAUCCAAAGCCCCUACAAAAUCCAAACGCAGAAACGCCAAACAUAACCCUAACAACAGUGCUUUGAUAAACGAAGGAAUUAAUGGCGUCAUAUUGCCAGAUAAUGAUUUACUUAUGGAGCGCCCACGAAAACCGCGUUAUAAAUCGACGGGCAGUAACUCGGAUACAUUAUGGCAAACCAAGCUCAUCAACACGAAUUCAGUACUUUCGAAUUUAGAAAACACACUGCAAAGUAUCGACACACUGGUCGUGGGCUCCUCAGUUAGUGGUACUACUUGCCAUGCUGAAGUGGAAGAACGCAAGCCAAGAUUUAAAUCAGGCGGUGACAAUAAUAACGGUGGAUCACAACGCACGCAAGAAGUGCAGAUAAAUAAGAAUCACAAUGGGAAUAAAGGACGCAAGCGAACUGAAAAGUCAACAACAUCGAAAGUGAGCCGUCCACGCAUGAUUCACACCGAAAAAUGGCCUGCCUCAAGCAAUGAAGUUGGACGUAAGCGUUCGAAGACUGUUGUAACGCAAAAGGAAGAAACCGAUUUAGAUUUAUUGUGUCGCACUCGUACAAUUGUCGAUGAUUAUGAGAUUAUUUCACCUGCCACUGAGUUGCCCAAACAGAUCAGUUCAAGUCCACCGCGUAUCAAGGAGGAGAUAAUACAAAAUAAUCACCAUGAACAUUAUCAACAGCAGCGUACCAUGCAAUAUAGUACACAGCGUCUGAGCUCCUCUAGACAUGUUGAUUUGUAUGAUGCACAAUUCCUUGGCGGUACCUCUACGCUGCGCAAAGAAGCUUAUGAGAAAUUCAAUCCCAGUAUAGUUAAUGACCUCGAAGAGAUUUUACGUUCGCCCAUUAAAUGUGACCGCACCGAACGCCAUCGCUUCAUAAGUGAAUCCUCUACGCCUUUCCUUGAAGAGGAACAGCAUAACAUGAUAAAAAUCGAACCAACCUCGCCCGAUUUACGUGAAAUCGUUGUUGGCGUAAGCGCUAGUGGUGGCGUGGGUGUGAGUGGGAGCAGCGCCAGUGGCAGCAGCAGUGAUCGUCGCAAUGCCCGUACACCACGCAGUCGGGCCAGCGUUAUUAACCGAAAAUACCUCGAAUUCGAAUCGGAUUUGCAUAGUAAUGGCGUAACCCGAGCACAAAAACGGAACACCACUCAUACUGCCAAUAGCGGCAAUUCAAGAACUAAACAAGCCAGGAGCAAUAAAAGAGAGAAAAAAGAAAGUUCCAUAAGCAACCAAAGAAUUAGCACUUACUCUUCCACAUAUAGUGGCUCGUUAACUACUACCAAUGAUUCAUCUUUCUCCUCCUUAUCACCGACUGAGGGUGUUUCUGCCGUUUUGUCAACAUCACGGCCAAUAUCAACAACGGCAACAACCACACCCGUCACGGCGCCUCAACCUGAACGAAAAGUGCGUUACUUCGAGUGCGAGAUGUGUUCAGCUGUUUUUCCGGAUCGCGCACAACUGCUGGAUCAUGUGCCUAUACAUAUAUAAGCAAAGGUUUCAAAGUAUACCUUUAAAAUAUUGUUAGGAAUUAAUGCAAGUUGUAAUAGUGUGCCAAUGCUUUCGUAUUAGUUUUUGAAUUGAUAUUGUUUUAACUUCAAAAUUCGUGCAUGUAUAACAUGUACACCGAUUUGACUUUUCAUGCACAAAAAUUGUGUAGAACUUUAUUUCUUUUUUUUUUUUAAUUUUAGUCUUAAAAAGUUUUAUUAUUAUUUUUAUUGAUUUCGAAAAGUAUUUCAUAGAGACAUUACUGUUAAUUAGUUACUAUGCAUAACUAAGUUACUACUAUCAUUAAAAAAGUACGUCAAAACAAUGUAUUGUAGUUUGUAGUUAGCUAAAAAAAAAACAAAAAUAAGAAAACAAAAAAUAUCCACAGUCUAUUACAUUUUUAUAUAUGCUUAUAGUUAGUAUAUUGUAUAACGUAAAAUAGCAAAACUCUGAAAACGUAAGUGACUAAUGUUAUGACUUAAUAAGAAAUAAAUAGUUGAAGUAAUAAUUCAAAGAAUGAAAUAAAA
Messenger RNA from Ceratitis capitata (Mediterranean fruit fly), 5509 nucleotides. RefSeq names its product Zinc finger protein 26. The transcript has 6 exons. The coding region runs from base 984 to 4985 and encodes 1333 amino acids. Gene Ontology annotation, biological process: regulation of transcription by RNA polymerase II. The record is from RefSeq and is a predicted model, not a curated record. Gene Ontology annotation, molecular function: DNA-binding transcription factor activity, RNA polymerase II-specific; RNA polymerase II transcription regulatory region sequence-specific DNA binding. Gene Ontology annotation, cellular component: nucleus. NCBI's taxonomy places the organism in Eukaryota, Metazoa, Arthropoda, Insecta, Diptera, Tephritidae.